This is a messenger RNA of Phytomonas sp. Hart1, 1343 nucleotides long. NCBI's taxonomy places the organism in Eukaryota, Euglenozoa, Kinetoplastea, Trypanosomatida, Trypanosomatidae. The record is from the annotation of a GenBank genome assembly.
UCUUCCUAAAGUUCGAUCAAGUGUGAACGUGCCUUAAUAUGCCUCCUCAUCCACGCUCGUCACCAAUCCAACAAUUGUGUUUAGAAGGACAUGUUCGAUCCCCUCCGGUGUCGGACUUAUUAAUCGAUCCGUUGGUGUCUAUUGGGAGUUCGGGUGGUGGGAUGUGUGCGGAUACAUUGGCUAAAGCCUUAGUUGUCAUACAACAGCAGGGCGACACUGUGUCAAAUUCGACCCAAUGUACUUUUGCGAGCCUUAACAAGCAGGGUAUGAUUUUUGAAGGCCAUCCAAAACCCGAGCUGGAAUUGGAGCAUUCAGACUACAGUUUAGGUCUAAGUGAUCGUGUAUGCGGUGAUUGUCGAGUUGUGUCGAAUGUGAUGCACUCACAAGCAUAUCGUGAUUUGUCACCUUUCGAAAAUUCCGAUUCUUGCACUAGAUCAAGCUAUAUACCAUCGAGAUUCCAUGAUCUUUUUGGGGACUCUGAGUUGCAGGUGUAUAGGAGGGAAGCCCUAUCUGACUACAUCAUAAUGAAAAACAAAAUAGAGCUUCGUGAUUUUUUUAUUAACGAGAGAAUUAUAAGAGAAGAGAUUGAUGAUGUCGCAUUUUCACAAUUUCAAGCUAUUCACACUAGGUUUUGGGAAGAAUCAUCAAAAUUUUCCAUGCUAGCCGAUGCCUCAGGCCAAUUACUUAUGAAACUCCAAAAUCGACUUCAGAGGAGUGAGAACUUCAAGGAAGCUAAAAGCGCAGAAUGGGAGGCAAGACUUCUAGCAGAGGGUCGUUGUGCAUGGCAAGAAGAAGUAAAAUCACAAGAAGAGAAGGCUAGAGAAGAAGUCGAACGUUCUAAACAGAAAAAAGCCGAAGAAAAUCAAUUCAGAGCCGCUGUCGUUUUUAUUAUUUGCCGUGAACGCACUGACCGUGGGCUAUUUGAGAAAGAAAUUGAGGCUGCAUGGAAUAAGUUGUUCAGCAAGGAAGCUGAUGAACGUAAGGAGGCAGAGCAGUUGGCUUAUGAGAGAUUUAUGAAUAGCCCCGAGCAGCUUGCCUUGGCAGCUGAACGCGAGCGUAAGGCACUGAAGGAGCGCAAAAGGAAAGCACGCUUUCAAAAAAUACUUCAAGCUGAACAGAAGCGUAUUAUAGAUAGAUGUCAUCAUGGACGCAAUGGAACUUCUCUCCUUGAAAACCCUGGGCCCCAAAAAAGUUGUUGCCGCUGUCGUAUUUGUUUUGACGAAAAUUUAGGUUAUUAUGUUAACAUCGAUGCGAAGAACUCAUCCAGUAAUCCACUAAAAAGAAAACAUAUCCUCUCUACAGCUGUAUCAAGUGGUUUGCCGAACACAAGUAAACGAAAAUGA